UGUGUCGGUGACCGUGAGUAUGGACAGCCGCUGCCACAUUGACCUGAGCAGCAUCGUGGAGGAGGUGAUGGCCCAGUAUAACGCCGUCGUGGCUCGCAGCCUGGAAGAGGCCAAGGCGUACUCCCGGAGCCAGCUGGGAGAGCGGGCUGCCUGCUCAGCCGAGUCUGGGAACAGCCUCCAGAGAAGCCGCGGCGAGAUCGCUGACCUCAAUGUGCACAUCCAGAAGCUCCGAUCCCAGAUCCUCUCCAUCAAGAGCCACUGCCUGAAACUGGAGGAGAACAUCAAGGCAUCCGAGAACCAGGGUGAGUUGGCCUUCCAGGACGCCAAGGCUAAGCUGGCCCAGCUGGAGGACGCCCUGCAGCAGGCCAAGAAGGACAUGGCGCGGCAGCUGCGCGAUUACCAGGAGCUGAUGAAUACCAAGCUGGCCCUAGACAUCGAGAUUGCCACCUACCGCAAGCUGGUGGAGGGCGAGGAGAGUUGGAUGGACUUGCCCUCAGCCACUGUGAUCAGCUCUAUGCAGUCCAGAUGUAGAACUGCUGCCUCCAAGUAUGGCCUCUCGAGAGCCGCCUCCCGGAAAAAGAAAAACAGGGAAGACCUCGUGAUCAAGAUCACCGAAACCUCAGAAGAGUUCCUCUCACAGGAGCCAGAGCUCUCACAGUCACAGUCAGACGUGGACAGGCUGCCCAGCCAGCUCCCAAGCACCUUCUCUAGAAGCUAUUCUUGCCAUGACGAACUCCCUGGCGGGGAAGUGGGAAGCGGGGAGGCCACAUGGCAACUGGAGAUCAGGCAAGAGAACUGGACCCUCCUUUCUCCUCCCUGCCAUCCUGGGGUUCACCACCUUGCCUGGGAUCUGAGCUCUCUGCCUCCCACCCAGGUGUUUCCCAGCCUGAAACCUGGCUUGGGUGCACCAGGCCCUUGAGACCCCCUAGCCCCACCCCUGCCAUGAAACCCCAGGCCCAUUUCCCAUGAAUCCCACUCCUGGGCGUCUCUGUUCUCUCCACGGGGCCAAGCAGCCUGGCCCUCCCCUCCUCUGCACCCACACCUGUGGGUUAGAGCUCCUUCCCUUCUUCCCCCUCCUCGCCUCCUCGCUCCAUGCCCGCUCCCCUGCCGCUGGGGUGGGAGGGCAGGUGGGUCAUGAAGAAGGCACUGUCCACUCGGGUCUGGGAGCUGCUGAGCCCUUGAGGUGGGGCGGGAGGGCACCAAUAACGACCAAAGAGAAAUUCUGCAGCGAUCCAACAAGAAGAUUUGGGGCUGGGAGGAACGCUCUUCUUUCCUCCUCUUGGCUCUCACCUUCGGGGGCUUGCAGGGGGAUCCUGGCAGCUCCAGCCUGCCACACCAUAAACACCUUCUCUCCUUCCCUACCUGCCCCUUGCCUCACCUCCUCUUCUAGCUCCAGUUUUGAUUCAUUCAUCUUGUUUUCCAGGAGAGGGUGACCCAAGGCUCUGGCCCACUCCUAGGUCUCAGGGUCCUCCAAACCUGUGGGGAGCGCUGAAGGGCUACUGACUCUCAGGCUUGAGGGAACUCAGACAUAUACUCAUCCCUCAAGUCCCAAAAGGGUGCUGAUUGCUGCUUUUUCUCUGCCUAUUUAUUGGUUUCCAAGGGAGCAAAUCCUCAGUGGGGAUACAAGAUAUUAAAAAUAUAUAUAUAUUAUUUUUUCAUAACUUAUGUGUCUUUUAACUUAUUGCUUCUCUUCCUGUUUCUGCAUAAUCAGUGCUAUGUAUUAUACUAUCUGGAGAGACAACACAUACCCCAGCCACGCCACCUGACUGGCUGACUAUCUUGGGGCAAUGGCCCCUUCUCCCCGCCAAGGGAUGAAUAAAGUGCUGAGAUUUGUCCAUGGAUAAAGCU
Molecule: messenger RNA, 1848 nt
Organism: Physeter macrocephalus (sperm whale)
Lineage: Eukaryota; Metazoa; Chordata; Mammalia; Artiodactyla; Physeteridae
Product: keratin, type II cytoskeletal 80
Exons: 6
Coding region: 20-919 (299 amino acids)
Biological process (GO): keratinization; intermediate filament organization
Cellular component (GO): keratin filament
Molecular function (GO): structural constituent of skin epidermis
Source: RefSeq, a predicted model, not a curated record